UAUGCGCAUGAUCGUAAAUAUGGCAGAUGAAAUCCAGAUCGUCAUGAGCAAAAAACGACGACUCAUCGAUCAAUAACAGCCUUGUAACUUCUUAAAUAUAUAGAAAUAAUGGCACAGUGCAAACAGAAUGCACAAGAGUUUGUGCAGAACACGUUUAAUCCACAUGUUGCUGUGUUAUGCAGCCGUGAUGCGGAAGUCCUAUGUCAGAAAAAUAAUUUGACAUUUGUGGAACUUGUUCAACCUUUUUGCCGGUUAACGUCAGAAGUUCACAUACGAGAUCCAAACAAUGUUCCUCACACAAUAAGACAUUUGAAAAUCACCAUGAGGGACAUGUCAGCAACUUUGCCGCAGCAGUCUGUGGCCAAGAAAAUCCUCAAUGAUAUUGUAGCUGGAGCGCAACCACAGCUGGUAGAGGGAAACAGAGGGAAUGUGGUAUCCAUUGGCAACUAUGAUUUACAGUUAACAUCUACAACCCCAUGGUUUGAGGCAUACAGAGAAAAGUUUCUGCAGAUGUUACCACCAAGUGACCACGACUUUCUUAACCAUUGUUUAGGAUGUGUAUUUGUUGUUUCAUCAGGACAUACAGAUCCACUGAGCAUGUUCAACAGUCUAGUAAACCAGCAGACGACACAACAGACCCAGAAUCCCAGUAAAAUCCCUCGUUGGUUUUGUCCUGGUACCCUAAGAUACUAUGUUUUACUUCAUGAUGUCAUUGAAGGAGAGGAUGCAAAGUAUGACAUAAAUCAGUAUCAAAGUCUAGGCGUCAGAGCUGAUGCUAUUUACCAAAGUAUGAAGUCUACUUACGGAGCAAAUGUGUGCCAUCUUUUAAACAUCAAUUCCAGAAGUAUCCAUACAGCUGAGAGUCUAAAGACAGACAAUAACCUUCCUGAUCCGUGGAGUCAGUUCCUUAACAAAAAUAAUACUGAACAACCUGUGAAAAAACAACAAAAAACUAGAUAUUUCAUAGCAUGGGAAGGAGCAGAUUAUGAUAUAGCCAAUGGAAGUGGUGCUGAUGAUGCUGGCUUUCCUAGUAAAGUGACGGAAGGAAAUAUCGAUCAGACUAGUGUCACAGACAGUAUGAUGGCAGACCUGUCAGAUACUGGUGAUGCAGCUUCUUCAGGCUCCAGUGAUUUAUUUGACCAUCCACUGUCAUUGAUGGACCAUUCUUCAAACUCCAUCAAUCAUAUAGAUGAUCAGCUGUCACCAGAUGGUACCUCAUCUCCUGAAUCAAGUCACAAUUACUCUUAUUCAAAAAACAAAUCUUCAGAUAAGAACAAACCAUCUUCAGGACAUGGAAUGUGCUUGACAACCAGUGAUCAGGAUAGACUUAAAAUAUUUAUACAUGAAUUUUGUGUUCGAGCAUUGAUCCCAUGGGCAGAAAAGCAUAUGAGGAUUCUAAAUGAUCAGCUUACCUCAAGAAAGGGUAUCCACAGGUCAUUAUUUAGUGCUACAAAGAAAUGGUUUGGUGGAAACAAACCUGUCAACCAAGCAGCCACAAAUCAGAACACCACUGUUGUAUACACAACAGAGGCACCUGAGCUACAGAUGAGAAGACUAGCAGAUUUAGCCUUCCUUUUCCAGAUGUAUGACUUUGCCUACAGAACAUACCAUACGGCCAAGAGAGAUUUCAAUAAUGACCAUGCAUGGCUUCAUUAUGCUGGAGCUUUGGAAAUGGCUUGUAUAGCUAUGUUUAUGGAUCCACAGGAACAAAAGUAUCCUUUCCAUUAUAUGGAGAGUGCUAUACAGACUUACCUACAGACCUGCAAAAAUCCGGUGUAUGCUGCUCGGGCCACAGUUGUUAGUACAGAAGCUUUAAAGAGUCGACGGAUGUACCAUGAAGCUGCUUUACAGUUCAUCAAAUUAACUAGUGAGGAUUCUGACUUGAGAAGUGCCUUACUGCUAGAACAAGCUGCUCAUUGUUACAUUAACAUGGAAGUUCCUAAAGUCAGAAAGUAUUCAUUCCACAUGAUAUUAGCUGGUCACCGAUUUAGUAAAGCUGGACAGCGUAAACAUUCCUUACGGUCAUAUUCCCAAGCAUUACAAGUUUACAAGGGAAAAGGAUGGGCAUUAGCUGAGGAUCACAUUAAUUUUACUCUUGGUCGACAGUCUUUCAACUUGAAACAUUUAGAGAAUGCUACUGCUGCUUUCAAGCACUUACUGACAGAAAACAGUAAACAGACGGCUGGUCAGCAAGGAGCCUUCUUCAGAGAGUACCUCUUUGUAUACAAGCAAUUACUUACCCAGGAAGCAGGAGAAUUAGGUGACCAUUCUGGACCUUUACCUGAAUUACCACUGCCAAUCGUAGACUCUAACGAAACUAAAGUAUUAUUAGGCAGUAGGCCUCAACCUAGUCAAGUAUCUGACAAAGUAGCUGUGUCAGGUGUAUGGUUUGAUCACAGUGAAUGCAAUCAUCCCCGGUGGACUCAGAUGGAAGAGAGGCUAGUGUCCUCUGCCAAUAAUGGAUUCCUUCCACCAACAUUCCGACCAACAUUGCAAGUCUUCACAAAUAAAACUAACAACAAAUAUAAUCCUGUUGGUUUUGUAGGUGAAUCAAUUGUUGUUGAAGCACAGCUAGUUAACCCAUUGAAAGUGAUGUUAAUGUUGACGGAGGUGUCCCUAUUAUGGACAUUCUUACCUGCAUUACCAGGAACAGAAAAACCACAGCUGAUUACCAAUGAAGUUCUCUCUAAUGUUAAGAAUACCUUAGCUAAUGAAAUCAUCUACACUCAAGUAAUAGAUAGUGUUACUCUUCAGGCUAAUGAACAGUUACCUGUGCAGUUAGUGCUUGUUCCUCACCAAACUGGAGAACUUAGGAUAGUUGGACUUGCAUUCCAUUUAGGAACAGCACAGACUGAAGGACCCAAGUCUUCCAAUACAUUAUAUGUUCGUGGUAAACAAAAACUUGAAGUUCAAGGACCUCGAUUAAAUAAUUCAAAAGAGGAAAAGGCCAGUAAAAUGUAUGGACCUGAUCGUAGAUUAGAUUUAGUUAUUCAACAAGAAAUGCCACAGUUACAAGUGUCGUUUUGUAAUUUCCCUCAGACGUUAUUGUGCGGUGAGGUGCAUGCCAUCAUGUUACAGUUUACGAACAUUGGUUCUAGUCCAUUACACAAACUCAAAGUAGGAUCAUCCAGUCCUGAAUUUUUUACGUUAGGAUCUCACGGUGAAAUACCCAAAUUUCCAACUGUGUAUCAGGAGUCGUCUGAAGUGCCAAAUAAAAGCUCAUCUUGUGAAUUUAAUUCCAAAAUGACAAACAUUAAGUCAUGUGUCGUAGACAUUGCUCUUCCAAAUGGUGUGUUACAACCAAAAAAUACAUUAUCUGUGCCAGCCUGGAUAAGGGGGAAUGAUAUUGGAGGAGUACACGAAACACAUUUUAUGUUUUAUUAUGAACCAAUUCAUUCAACACCAAAACCAAGAUAUAGACUGUUAAGACAUACUGCUGUGAUAAACACUUUAGAAUCCCUCAGUGUGAGAGCUGUAGCCAGAAGGGGAAAUAACUCAUCACAAACAGGGGGCACAACUGGUUCUUGUGUUGUUUUCUGUGAAUUAGAAAACUUGAGCCAGGUCCAAGCACAAAGAGCCCAUGUUAAAGAAGUACAGAUUAACCAAGUAUCUUGUGCCAGUGAUAGAUGGACAAUACAACACCUCAGUUCUCAACAAAAAAAAUCAGAAAUACAAGUGGGCAGUAGAGAAACUAUGCAAAUAUGUUUAAAAGCAAUAAGAAGUCCUACCAAUAUAGAAUCGAUAAAAGGGAAAGACUGUGUAUUAUUUAGUGAUGUUUCCUUUGACAAUCAACAGAUUUGUAGCUCAUUAACACCUUGUGCUGACUUCUACUUCUGCUCCAAGGCCAAAUUAUCCUCUGAUGAUACUCUAAGUAAAACUGCUGGGGAAUUUAGUGAUCUGAAAUGUGCAAUACAGAUAGGAUUAACACUUGUAAUAAUAUGGAAGGCAUUUGUGAUCAAUGAUACUGGUGAGGUACAGAUUAGAGUGGGUCAGCACCAUGUACAUAUAGAAAAGAUUGACACUAUAUUUACAUCUUAUCCUAUAAAAGAUGAUUCAGACAUGUCUUGUCAAGGAUUAACUCAGGGAUUAAAUGUGAUAAAACCUGAUCCACCACCUUUAAAGUUUAUAAAAACUGAAGAAGAUGAAGAUGAAAACAAAAAAUUAGAUUCAGAAGUCACUACACAACUAGUGGACAUUAGUUUUAGCCAUAAAAGUAAUAUAACACACAAUUUUCGUACAUCAAGGGUGUGUAUUGUACCUGUGGUUGUGAUGCUACACAACUGUUCCAAAAUACCUGUAGAGGUAUUAAUAGACACCAGUAAAUCACCUGACAGAUUGAAUUCUCGACCAGAAAAUCUUUUGACAAACCAAGCCUACCCUAGCCACAGUAGCUGUUUUAAUUGGGUGAGCCAGACUAUGACACAACUGAAAAUAGAAUCUAAUCAACAGAAACCUGUCAGAUUGUCAGCAGGCUUCAGUAAACCAGGGAUAUUUAACCUCAAUAGACUAUCAGUGUUUGUAACCUACACGUCAGACUCUAGUCAGAUGGUGCUGCAGAAACAUAACUCUCCGAGUGUCAUUGUCGUCAAUGAUGUAUCAUGAUAUUGUUCUAUAUGUAAACCUUGUUAUUUGUGUAUCAGUUGUAUGCUUUUAUUAGUGAUAAACAUUGUUAGAUAAAGUUGUCCUGCUUCAAAAGUAAAAAAAGUAUUGAUAUUGGGAAGGCUUUUUACAUAUUAGAUUGUAGAAAGGGGGAGGUUUUCAUAAAGAAUUAUAGCACAGAAUAAUUUUAUACCAGCUUGAGUAAAAAAAAUGCAAAAGGUCAGGUUUUUGGCUUCUGUGGUUUGUUCCUACCAAUGUUAGCCUUAUAAGUAAAUACACUUAGAGUGAAUUUCAUUCACACUUCUUUUGAAGGAAUAUAUACAAUAUCUUAAGAUGUAACCUUUAAAGGCUUUUUUCCCCCUAUUGGAUAAUAUCUUUUUCAUUUGUUAAUGAAAAGCUAUAGCAUAUAUGCAUUUUGUAUGCCUACCAUUUCAAAGCUAUUAUUUGCAUAGUAUAAACAGAGUCAAAUAUAUAAAGACUGCAUUUACAAAAGCCUGCCUACAUUUGAUUAAAGACAAUUAUUGUACUGCAGAGCUGUCUGUUUUAGCUGAGGAUAUCGUAGCUACAAUGUUAUGGAGCUCUAAAAUCUUUUAUCAGAUAUGCUUAUUGGUAGUUUUUACAGGAUAUCGUAGCUACAAUAUUAUGGAGCUGUAAUAACUUUCAUCAGAUAUGCUUAUUGGUAGUUUUUACAGGAUAUCGUAGCUACAAUAUUAUGGAGCUGUAAUAUCUUUUAUCAGAUAUGCUUAUUGGUAUUUUUUACAGGAUAUCGUAGCUACAAUAUUAUGGAGCUGUAAUAACUUUCAUCAGAUAUGCUUAUUGGUAGUUUUUACAGGAUAUCGUAGCUACAAUAUUAUGGAGCUGUAAUAUCUUUUAUCAGAUAUGCUUAUUGGUAGUUUUUACAGGAUAUCGUAGCUACAAUAUUAUGGAGCUGUAAUAUCUUUCAUCAGAUAUGCUUAUUGGUAGUUUUUACAGGAUAUCGUAGCUACAAUAUUAUGGAGCUGUAAUAACUUUCAUCAGAUAUGCUUAUUGGUAGUUUUUACAGGAUAUCGUAGCUACAAUAUUAUGGAGCUGUAAUAACUUUCAUCAGAUAUGCUUAUUGGUAGUUCUUAUGCUGGUAUAUCCUACAGCUAGUGCAAUGAAGAAAUAUAUUUUACUUCAGUUUUGUCUUUCGUAGAUAAAGUAAACCUUUCAAAAUUUCAAAAGAAAAUAUAAUUUUUAUGUUCAGAUUAUGUCAAGAUCAACUGUUUUAUAGUGAAAUUUAGGAGAGAAAACUAUUAUGCUUGAAUAGUGUAAGAAAAUUGUUAAUAUGAGUCAUUUUAAUAUUUAAAAAUCUGUGAUACUUUGUUAUUUUGCAUUUUAUUGAAUGUGUUCAUGAUCCUUUGAUGGUGGUAUAAGUUUAUCAGUGUUUGAUGUUGUAUGUGAAGGAAGUCUAGUUUUAGUUAUUUUAUCAAUCAGUAACACAGAGGUUUCUCAGAAAGCAUAUUUACAUAUAUAAAUUAAUAUUAUGCAUGUUUCUGGUCAGAGAAAGACCAAUUCAAAUAAAAAAAGAAUGUUGAAAAAAAGUUCAAAUAUCCAUAAAAAUUCCAAUUUGUGUAUGUGAGCGAGAAAAUCCGAAAACGUGAAGGUGGCCUGUACUGAUACAUAAAAUAUACAGUUGAGGUGCUUUUUGAAAAACCUCUGUAAUGAACGAGAAUACAUUUGGAUUGGUGUAAUUUUGGUUUCUUAAAUAAAGUGCAGAUAAAAAUUAUGAAUUAUAUAUACUAAAUAAAUAUGAUUUAACAUUCUGUUUUGAAGAAAGGUAAACAUUUGUAAAAAUUGCAUUGGUUAUAAUUCAAACAUUAACAUGAACAAUGUAAAACUUAGCUCGAAUAAACUUAUAAAUCCUCAAAAUAAAAAUAUCUAAAAAUAUCCCAAGUUUUUUUAACCACAAGUCAGAGUAUACAAAACUCAACACACACACUACACAUUAUUCAAAGUUGUAUUAACAAAAUCACUUUUGUUUGUGUAACAACAUCUUUCAUCAACCAUCAUAGUAAAUCUUUCAGCAGUCACAAUAUUCUCUGUGUGUAU
Mytilus trossulus (common blue mussel) is the source of this 6669-nucleotide messenger RNA. Its product is annotated as trafficking protein particle complex subunit 8-like. The transcript has 30 exons. NCBI's taxonomy places the organism in Eukaryota, Metazoa, Mollusca, Bivalvia, Mytilida, Mytilidae. Bases 109 to 4602 code for a protein of 1497 amino acids. The record is from RefSeq and is a predicted model, not a curated record. Gene Ontology annotation, cellular component: TRAPPIII protein complex.